UGUGGUCACAAUACAGACGUCACUCUCUAACUGAGCCAGUUAAGUGCGCAGCUUUUAACUGUACAACUUCAAUUUCAGCAUGCUUGCGGACGACAUAGGAAUCUUCGGAUCCCAUCGGCGUGUGAACCCAAAUACACGGACCCUAUUAUUUACGUCGCGUCCGUAGCGAAGAAAUCCGUAUUUUAUGGUGGAUUUCAUACGUGGAGUUCAACGCUGUAGUGGCGAGCUCAAGUCGCUACAAAUAAGAGGACACGAGGAUCCUUAAAGGACCAUGGAGGAGGCCCCAGAGGUCCCUGUCUCAGACCCAGUCCCGGACCCGGCCCUAAUCCUGACCCCAACACCUUGUCCUGCCUCCAACAUACCCUCCCGAAGCCUGUUGGAGUGGAGGAAGAGGGUGAAGUCUGAGUACAUGCGCCUCCGUCAGCUGAAACGCUUUAAAAACGCAGAGGAGGUCAAGGUAAGGAUAAUGAGAGAGAGAGAGCGAGAGAUUGUGUGUAUAGCUAUUACAAACUAUUCUUACAUUUCCUGUCUUUUCCAGGCCUUGUUCAUGUCCAACCGGCAGAAGAUAGAGGAACGUACCAACCUUCUGAACGAGGAGUGGUCCAAGCUGAGGAUCCAGUCAGUUCCCCUGUCUACCCCAGGUGGAGCGCUACCCGGCAAAAAGUUGUGCAUGGUGGAGUUUGGCUUCCCAGCGUUUAAAGCUCAGGCGGUUGCCGUGCGGCCCCUGACGACCGUGGCAGGAAUCCCCUUCAUGUACUCCUGGUCCCCUCUGCAGCAGAACUUCAUGGUGGAGGAUGAGACGUUCCUCCAUAACAUCCCCUACAUGGGAGACGAGGUGUUGGAGCAGGACGAGGCCUUCCUGGAGGAGCUUAUCGACAACUAUGACGGUGUCCAUGGAGACAGAGAGGGAGGGUUCAUCAACGACGAGAUCUUUAAAGAGUUGGUGGAGGCCUUGAGCCAGUACUCAGACCAGGAGGAGGAAGAGGAGGAGGCGGUGGAGGAGAAAGGGGGGAAAGAGGAGGAGGAGAAGGGGGUGAGGAAGAGCGCUGGGGAAGAGACUGAAGAGGCCAAGGUGGGGCCCACAGCCUUCUUCAGGAGGAAGAGGAGGAGUGUCAUAGAGGUGAGGGAUUUGGCUGCCAAUAAGAAGAUCCCGCAUGAUAAGAUAUUCACGGCCAUCGCCUCGAUGUUCCCCUACAAGGGUACGACGGAGGAGCUGAAGGAAAAGUACAAGGACCUCCUGGAGCCCCCCAGCCCGGUAAAGCUGCCCCCCCUCUGCACCCCUAACAUAGACGGGCCGUUCGCCAAGUCUGUCCAGCGGGAGCAGUCCCUACACUCCUUCCAUACGCUGUUCUGCAGGCGCUGCUUCAAAUACGACUGCUUCCUCCACCCUUUUCACGCUACGCCCAAUGUUUACAAGAGGAAGAGCAAGGAGAUUCGCAUGGAGACAGAGCCCUGUGGUCUGGACUGCUUUCUGCUACAGAAAGGGGCCAAAGAGUUUGCGGAUCAGGAGAUGCUGCGCUCCCAGACGUCUCGGCGGCGGCGGCGACAGCCACGCCCUCCCAGCUCCAGCUGCCCUGGCCCGUCAGGCACCACUGAGGAGGCCAAGGAGGUGGAUAGUGACCACGAGACCACCAGCUCUUCAGAGAGCAACUCUCGCUGUCAGACCCCCACCAAGCUGUGUCCGGGGGAGGAGCACGGGGAACAGGUGGAACCUCCUGUCCAGUGGAGUGGGGCUGAGGAGUCUCUGUUCAGAGUGCUGCACGGAACCUACUACAACAACUUCUGCUCCAUCGCUCGCCUCAUCAGCACCAAGACCUGCAAACAGGUGUAUGAGUUUGCUGUGAAAGAGGUCCUGAUCCACCGUGUUCCAUUGGUGGAGGGUGGCAACUCCCCUCAGAAGAAGAAGAGGAAGCACAGGUUAUGGGCAAAAAUUCAGCUCAAGAAAGAUAACUUGUCCAAUCAGGUGUACAACUACCAGCCAUGUGACCACCCAGACCACCCAUGUGACAGCUCCUGUCCCUGUGUGAUGACCCAGAAUUUCUGUGAGAAGUUCUGCCAGUGUGAGCACGAGUGCCAGAACCGUUUCCCGGGCUGCCGCUGUAAGACCCAGUGCAACACCAAGCAAUGUCCCUGCUACCUGGCGGUGAGGGAAUGUGACCCAGAUCUGUGUAUGACCUGUGGAGCCGCGGACCACUGGGACAGCAAGGUAGUCUCCUGCAAGAACUGCAGCAUCCAAAGGGGGCUCAAGAAGCAUCUCCUGCUGGCCCCCUCAAACGUGGCAGGGUGGGGCACCUUCAUCAAAGAGUCAGUUCAGAAGAAUGAGUUCAUCUCAGAGUACUGUGGAGAGCUAAUCUCGCAGGAUGAGGCGGACCGACGGGGGAGGAUCUACGACAAAUACAUGUCCAGCUUCCUCUUCAACCUGAACAAUGACUUUGUCGUGGACGCCACAAGGAAAGGGAAUAAAAUCAGAUUUGCGAAUCACUCGGUGAACCCAAACUGCUACGCUAAGGUGGUCAUGGUGAAUGGAGACCACCGCAUCGGGAUCUUUGCCAAACGGGCUAUCCUACAGGGGGAGGAGCUCUUCUUCGACUAUAGGUAGAGCCUUGUGGCCAUGGGAACACUGGAGUCUUCGAUACAAUACGGUACAGCCAGGAUGAUGCCCUGAAGUAUGUGGGCAUAGAGAGAGAGGUCGACGUGGCCUAGCAUUAACCUGCUGCAUUUCAACCACCCGCACUGACCCCUUGCUGACUGACCCCCCCCCCCCCCCCCCCCCCCCCUUUUCCGUCACCUGGUAACUCUUCUCCUCGCCACAAUGCCACAACAAACAGAAGCUCUAUUGGCCUCUGUGAAACAUUCACCGUAAUGGAGGAGAAUGAAAAUAGCUGAUCUAUGUUACUGACAAUUGGGGCAUUGAAAUGGUUUUCUUCUCCCUUGGUGACAAUUUCAGUGAAAUCACUUCCUCUCUGUAUGAAGCACUUCCCCACUGCUUUAUCACUCACCUAUCGAAACUGUGUACGUAAAGCUUCUGGAACGAAACAAGCAAUUAGAAUGGCAACAAGAACCUACUAUCUACAGUAUAUAUUCAAUGUAUCGCUUAUACUGUACCAUCAGCCUCACGGCAUUGUUGUUAUUUUCAACAUGAACACAUGCUGUGUGUUAUUCUCUCUGUAUUUGUUAUUCUCUCUGUUACUGUACUCACAUCUAUUAACUAUUGCUUGUCCUCUCAAUGAGCAACGCUAACUUUUUAGCCUACAGUGUAUCUAUUAACAGUGCAAGACAAGCGCACGUGUUGUCUUUUGGUUUAAAAUGAACUGUAAGCACAUUAGCAAGAGAAUGAGCUUUCAUUUUCAAAUGCAGCUCUAUGGAGGAACUCAAUAUCCUGUCAUGUUACUCAGAAAAAGCCUCUUCCUGGUAGCUUUUGGAGGCAAUGCUAAACUCAUGAUAAUGCUUAAGCUCUGUAUCUGACCGGUCUCUGUGGCUAUAGCAUCAACACCACCCCCUUCAUACAUAAUGAAAUAACUUACUGUGCAUUUAUACCAAUGUUCUUCAAAAAAAUAUGCUGUACCGUACGAGAAACCGACUAACUGAAUGUGAACUCUGAAGUGGUGGUUGAUGGGAGAUCUCAUUCCUCCUUUAGUUUGACAACUCUAGUCACCUGUGCCCUUGGUACUCAGUGAUAUGUAUACUUUAUGAAGCAUUUGCCAUUCAGUUUACAUGAGCGUCAGCUCUUCUAACUCUAAAGAGACUAUAUUGGUGUGUAAGAACCAUGAACACUAUAGUCUUCCCUGAACUAGCUGUGAGUGCCAAAUGAAUCUAAACGGAAAGAGAAGGGUUGUCAUUAUGGUGUUUGUAUUGUAUAUAAUGGACAGGACUGUGUUACAGGUAACCAUUUUACGCUUCUGCUCGUCAUGGGAAAAUGAAAUGGGAAAAAUAGUUUUUUUUUUUUUUACUAUUUCAAGUGCCCCACCUGGAUGUUGUGUACAUACAACCAUCCAUCUGAUCAUGUUGUCACACUAUAUACAAGUGGAUUGUGGAACUGACAUCCAGGUCUGAUAUUCACCCAGGAUUUUAUCCUUCAAUCCAAAAACAUUGACACCCACGACAAGAUGAGAUCUUUCUGCACGGAGGUGACUGAAACGAUAUGGAAUUUAUCGUUAUGUACAACUUAUGCCUAUGAAAAUAAAACUUUAACUUUAUACAUUA
This is a messenger RNA of Oncorhynchus kisutch (coho salmon), 4203 nucleotides long. Its product is annotated as histone-lysine N-methyltransferase EZH1. Gene Ontology annotation, molecular function: chromatin binding; histone H3K27 methyltransferase activity; protein binding. The record is from RefSeq and is a predicted model, not a curated record. Gene Ontology annotation, biological process: heterochromatin formation. Gene Ontology annotation, cellular component: nucleus; ESC/E(Z) complex. NCBI's taxonomy places the organism in Eukaryota, Metazoa, Chordata, Actinopteri, Salmoniformes, Salmonidae. The transcript has 19 exons. Bases 272 to 2599 code for a protein of 775 amino acids.